Molecule: messenger RNA, 3531 nt
Organism: Hirundo rustica (Barn swallow)
Lineage: Eukaryota; Metazoa; Chordata; Aves; Passeriformes; Hirundinidae
Gene: SURF4
Product: surfeit 4
Exons: 7
Coding region: 145-933 (262 amino acids)
Biological process (GO): Golgi organization
Cellular component (GO): membrane; endoplasmic reticulum; endoplasmic reticulum-Golgi intermediate compartment
Source: RefSeq, a predicted model, not a curated record
GGCCCCGCCACCGCCCCGCCCGCCCCGAGCCAGCCCGGGCCCCGCCAUGGGCCACAACGACAUUAUGAACACCGCCGAGGACUUCGUCGAUCAGUGGAGGCCCGAGUGAUUUCUCUGUUAAAUAGAAGUUUGUGAUCUCUUACAAUGUGUGACAACAGGAAAAUUUUGAGUUUCCUGAGGGUGACGAAGCAGUACCUGCCCCACGUGGCCCGGCUGUGCCUGAUCAGCACCUUCCUGGAGGAUGGCAUCCGCAUGUGGCUCCAGUGGAGUGAACAGAGGGACUACAUCGAUGGCACGUGGAACUGUGGCUACUUCCUGGCCUCCAUCUUUGUGUUCCUAAACCUCUUCGGGCAGCUGAGUGGCUGUAUCCUGGUGCUGAGUAGGAACUUUGUGCAAUAUGCCUGCUUUGGACUGUUUGGAAUUAUAGCAUUACAGACUAUUGCAUACAGCAUUCUAUGGGACCUGAAGUUCUUGAUGAGGAAUCUUGCCCUUGGGGGAGGCUUGCUGCUGCUUCUGGCUGAGUCUCGCUCGGAGGGGAAGAGCAUGUUUGCUGGUGUCCCCACCAUGAGGGAGAGCUCCCCAAAGCAGUACAUGCAGCUGGGGGGGCGUGUGCUGCUCGUCCUCAUGUUCAUGACGCUGCUACACUUUGAUCUGAACUUCUUUUAUGUUCUGCAGAACAUUGUGGGCACAGCCCUGAUUAUCUUGGUGGCAAUUGGCUUCAAGACUAAGCUGGCUGCCUUGACUCUGGUCAUCUGGCUGUUUGGCAUCAACAUCUACUUCAACGCCUUCUGGACCAUCCCAGCCUACAAGCCCAUGCACGACUUCCUCAAAUACGAUUUCUUCCAGACCAUGUCUGUCAUUGGAGGGCUCCUCCUCGUGGUUGCACUGGGUCCCGGCGGAGUCUCCAUGGAUGAGAAGAAAAAAGAGUGGUAACAGGAAUAGCAACACUUCUUGGGACAUACUGUACUAAGUCCAGAACUGAUUCUCUAUGGAUUCAACAAAAACUGCCAGCAUUUUACACGUACAUGCCCCCGUCCUAUAAAAGGCACAGAUGUUUUGAAUUUGAUUUACUGUGGCACCAGUAAUACAAUAGAUAAAAUCCUAUUUCUUCAAGGAAUGUUGCCUAGGCUUAUUCUAACUUCCUAGAUUUGGAACUAACCCAAGGAACCUGCAUUUUGCUGAUGCUUCAGUGAAUUGCAGUAGAACAGUUGCUGUCUGGAAUGUCAGCAAUGUCUUAAAAUUUGCAGAAAGGUGAGCAGAUACAGCUGGAUCAUUCAGUGUGGUGUUGGGUUGUAGCUAUAACUAAAAAAGUGAGAUCCCCAUUCUUGCCCUUAUCAAAACUGUCUUGUGCAUAAGGAGUUCCAUUGCUGGUUAUAGCAUUGCUUAUCAAGGUGGAAAGCAGCAUCAAAAUCCAGAAAAAUCACUGUUAUUUUGCUGCUCAGAGGCCUGUAAUUCCCUUUUGUUUAACGGGGAAGGGUCUUUCCUGCUCCUGAACAGAAAGCAAAUAGAAAACCAUGGAAGUAGUUGUACACCCUUCUGGGUAAGAAAAGGGAGAGGAUUUUCUAACGUGUCCCAGUUCUGCCCUUGAGGGGAAUGACGGGGAAUCCUGUAUUGUUAAUCAUGAAUACUGUGUUGUUAAUCAGAUUUAAAGGAAGUGGGGGAGAUAAUCCUGAGGAGACAGAACGUUAGAUUCUGUGAAAAUUCUGUGCCAAAAGAAUUCCCUAUUCUGCAUUCUUUCCCCAAAAGCUGCCCCUCCUGAAUUCCCAAGGAGGGAGCCAAGUUGUGCUGCAGGUUCCAUAAUAAAAGCUCCUUUCUGCUAUUAACCAGCUUCCAUCCAUAUAUGCCCCAAAUUCAAAUUUGAAUUGCAGGUUAUUGGUGAAAAUGUCUUGCGAAUUACAGGAAGUCCCCUUUUCUGUGCACUCAGUACUUGCCAGAUGAGAGCAGUCAAUCUCCUAAUCUGUAGUCUUUGCUUCUUAGAUUCACUUCUGUCAGUCUCUUGGCUGUAAAAGUCCCAGCUGACUGAAGAGCUGGGCUGCUGAGCUCUCCAGGACAGCCCCUCCUCUGCCACCUCAGACCACCCUGAGCUGUGCAGGCUGGAAAUGUGGAAUUGUCCCCCGUUCCCAGCUCUGCAAACGGUUAUUGCUGAGGAAUGCGUGAGUGCAACGCCUGGGCAGUGGAGAAGCAGCCAGGGAUGGACCUUCCCCAGGAGGGUGAGCAGAGGAAGGCCCUGUUUGGCUUCUCAGUGCCACAACCUCUGUGCCAUGACCAUGCUUAGUGCUGCUCAGGGGAGGCGUUUUGUCCUCUCUUAGUCAACCAGGUGUGAACCUGUCUCACUAGAUUGUGGAGGAGUUCUAGACAGCAUGAGCCCUACCAGCUUCCUACCAUCACACUGAUUCCUUGCUCUGUUCCCUCCCCUGAGGAAGAUGCUCAGCUCUUUGUUCAAGGAGGAAUUCAGCUGAACAUCUCCAGUGGGAGCUGUUCCCCAGGGUCUCCUGGUAAGGACGCUCACCUGGACAGUUCAGUUAAACAGUUGCUUUUUAGGAGAGAAAACUGGGCUGAAAGAACUAGUGAAAAACAAAAGAGCGCUGUUGAAAGUUGAACCAGUGAUUUCAUCAUCCUAAGGGGAUAACAGCCUCUGUAAGGGCAAGAUGUGCUGCUGCUGGAGGAAGCCAGUUGCUAUCCCAGAAUAGUUAGGGUUGGAAGGGAGGGAAUACUUAGGAUAGUUAGAGAGGGGAAUUUAUCAUUAAGGUCAGGUCACUGAUGAUUCUCAAGGAGGUUUUGCAAGAGAAGUCUUCACCUCAAGUGCUCCAUGUUCCUGACUCUUUCCUGGCUACACAAACUGGUCCUUUCAGUCACAGACCUGCAGCACAGCUUCACUGCAGCUCUUAUAACGGUUCUAGACUGAUCAAGGCAUCCACUCUCAGAUACCUGAACUGCUGUUGAUGUUCAUAGUAUUUAUAAAUGACAGAAACUACUCCUGCAAGUAGCCCUUCGUCUUUCUCAACUUGCUUGUGUGCUGUCUAAGGAGCUGGAUGACAGACUAGUCUGAAAUACUGACCAGUUUCCUCUGUGAAAAUCAAGUCCCCUUUCCAACAAAAGACCCUAGAAAAGGAACUGUUGAUGUCCCCUGCAGCAGGAAUGCUUCAGUAUUCCAGGGGCACAGGUAGGUGGAGGGCAUUAUCAGAUACUUCUAGGCAGCACAACGUGCAGACUUAUUAACUGUGAGUCCUGAUGCAGAAGAUUCUGGUUUCCUACAUACACUGCUGUACUUGUGCAUCUCCCAGAAAUACAGUGACCUCUCCCCAUGGCUGAGAAGCUCUCACAAGCAGGAUGUCAGCUACCAAUUGGCUCUGCAAAGUGUUCUGGAAUUCAUUCUGAAUAUAUUUUUGCUUUCUAUGUGGAAAAAAAAAAAAGAAAAAAAGAAAUAAGUAUAAAUUCUCAUUUUAUGCUGUAUUUUGUACCUUAGUUGUGUUUGAAAAUGUUUUGAUUUUUGAAAACAAUCAAAAUAAAACAAUGGCAUCUUUGUAUCCA